AUAUCGAAUUGACUCUCAUAUAAAAACCAGCCAACCAAGUAGCUUAGUUCUGAUUUCUUUUUCUAUUCCGCACCAUAAUGGUCAGAUUGUUGGUAGUUGCUUUUGCUGUAACAGCUUGUUUCUUAUUGCUUGAGACUUCUGCCAAGGAAGGUUUCGGACCUGGAAACCAAGAUUAUGGCUAUGUUGAUGUUCGCAAAGGAGCUCAUAUGUUUUACUGGCUCUUCUACACCACAGCCAAUGUUUCUAAAUACACUGACCGUCCAUUAGCGAUUUGGCUACAAGGCGGUCCUGGAGCCUCAUCUACGGGUUAUGGGAAUUUCGAAGAAUUAGGUCCAUUAACUUUGGACUUGGUGGCACGCAAUCAUACCUGGGUUAAGGAUAUGAAUGUUCUCUUCAUUGAUAAUCCAGUUGGAAGUGGUUUCAGUUAUGUGGAUAGUUCAAAAUACUUGACAAGAAACAAUAAGCAAAUAGCUCUUGAUUUGGUUGAACUUAUGAAAGGAUUUUACAAUAAUCACCCUGAAUUUAAGAAAGUUCCUUUGCAUAUAUUCUGUGAAAGUUAUGGUGGAAAAAUGGCACCAGAAUUUGCCUUGGAAUUAUACCAUGCCAUCGAGAAGAAAGAAAUCGAAAGUAAUUUGAAGUCGGUAGCCCUUGGUGAUCCCUGGGUUUCACCUAUGGAUUCUGUUAAUGCUUGGGCGCCACUUUUGUUGAAUAUGGGUAUUAUUGAUCAUGAUGGUCAUGAUAAAAUUAUGAAAUCUGCAGACAAAACCGGAAAAGCACUUGAUAAUGGCAAAUAUUCACAAUCAACAUUAUAUUGGAGUGACACUCAACGUGUUUUGUUGGAUGAAUCUAAGGGUGUUGAUUUUUAUAAUAUUUUAUUGCCAACAAAUGGAGAUGCUUAUUCAAGAUCUCUUUUGAGCAAUGAAGAACUUAUGUACAGAACAUUGGUUAAGUAUGAUAUCGAUGAAAACCGUGAUCAAAUUUUGCAAAACUUAAUGCGUGGAGCGGUUAGCAAGGCAUUGAAAAUUCCAAAGAAUGUUGUUUGGGGAUCACAAAGUUCAACAACAUUUAAUGUUUUGAUGGGUGAUUUUAUGAAACCUGUUGUAGACAUUGUUGAAACCCUUCUUAACUCGACAUCAUUAGAAGUUUCUGUCUUCUCGGGACAAUUGGAUCUUAUUUGUGCAACACCUGGUGCAGUCAAUUGGAUUAAUGGCAUGAAAUGGAACAACAAAUCGGCAUACGAAUCUGCACCAAGAGUGGGCAUUGUUGUUGAUCGUGUCCUUGAGGGUUAUCAAAAAGAGGCUGGCAAAUUUGCCAUGUUCUGGGUUGAUCGGGCCGGGCAUAUGGUACCAAAUGAUAAUCCUCGUGCAAUGGAUUACAUAUUGAAAAAAUAUACAAAGUACGAUAAUUAAAAAAUUAAUAAAUUUAGAUUUUGAGUAAAAA
Messenger RNA from Episyrphus balteatus (marmalade hoverfly), 1440 nucleotides. Its product is annotated as retinoid-inducible serine carboxypeptidase-like. The record is from RefSeq and is a predicted model, not a curated record. Gene Ontology annotation, molecular function: serine-type carboxypeptidase activity. Lineage: Eukaryota; Metazoa; Arthropoda; Insecta; Diptera; Syrphidae. Bases 78 to 1409 code for a protein of 443 amino acids. The transcript has 5 exons. Gene Ontology annotation, biological process: proteolysis.